Molecule: messenger RNA, 1497 nt
Organism: Dracunculus medinensis (Guinea worm)
Lineage: Eukaryota; Metazoa; Nematoda; Chromadorea; Rhabditida; Dracunculidae
Source: the annotation of a GenBank genome assembly
AUGGAGGAAAAUUCUUUUCAAGCGACGAAUUUAGAAUUUUCCACAAAUAAUCCAAAUGUAACUAUUAAUCAUAUUACUGAAACAAAUAUUUCUACAACUGAGAUAAGUCCGAAUAAAUCUGAAAUAUCGUCUACGACAAACUCAUCGGAGUUUAUAAUGACGACUCCAGCGAUUCAAACCAAUUCGAUAACAUUGGCUUCAUCGGCGAAUGAUGCUAAAAAUGGCAAUAAUUUUAGAAGCGUUAAUUUAUUAUGUUUACCCUGCAAUUCUUAUGAAGCGUCAAGUAAUACUUAUGAAAUAAUGACAACCUCAACACCGAAUCGUUUCAAUCAAAGGACGCAUAAAUUUGAGCCGAUUUAUCAUGAAGAAGAUGAUGAUUAUAAGCCGAAUUCAAAUUCAACGUAUAUGAAAUCACCGUUAAGCCAUGAUUCUGCAGCGUCGUUAUGCCAAGAGCAAUAUUACCCACAAUACAUUGUUGAAAAUCCUAUGCCAUCCUAUAGUUUUCAAAUGAAUUCCAACUUUGUUGAAGUACAAAGUUUCGAAGGAGGAGGAAUUUAUUCAAAUAAUGGAGCCACAGAUUGUAAUAUCAAUUCAUCUUGGAAUUCUCAUUCAGCUCCAUUAUAUUCUUCUCAGGCUUUUCCAUCGCUACCCGAUGAUUUUCAAGAAGCAACCACUUUGCACCCUUUAUCGUCACAAAAUUUUGCCUCCUUCGAUGGAGCAAAUGAAAUAUCGGACAUAAACAAUGUUCAUCUAACAACUGAUAAUUUAAUCCCAAGUACAGUUCAAGAAUGCGUUCCAACGAAUGCGCUUCCAAGUUUAUCAACGUUUUCUCAACGAAAUGAUGGCAACUGUAUGAAUUAUACGAGGAAUUUUAACAGCAUUGUUUAUACUAAUCAGGAUUUAUCAAAAAAUAUAACGUCGAACGUUCCUCAAUCAUCAGAACAUUUCAUUGCCCCCGAUAGCACGGAUAGUCCAUUUAAGAGAAGAGGGGGCACUCGUGGUAGAGGCACUCGUGAUUUACAAAAGAGUCGCCAACCAAGAGGCACAGCACGAUCGGAACGAAACUCCAUUGUUCAGAGCACCUUAAUUUGUGCUGUUUGUAAGGAUAGUGCAACGGGUAACCAUUACGGUGCAUUAACAUGUGAAGGUUGCAAGAGUUUCUUCCGUCGUUCUCACAACAAAACGGAUCUGCAAUGUAAAUGCAAAAAUGUUGCUCAAGAAAUUACGAGAGCGACACGGAAUAAUUGUCCAGCGUGUAGGCUUGAAAAAUGUAAAGCAGUAGGAAUGAGACCAAGUGAGCAUGAAAAAGGGCGAAGAAAUCGACGGCAAGCAUCUAUGGCAAAUACAAUAAGUCCUAAUUCACGCACUGACAUUCCUCAAAAUAAUAGUGAUUUUCACGUCGUUAUCAAUCCAUAUAAUAUUCAACACGUUAACGAACCUCUUAAUGUUGUUCAUCAAAACUCACAUAAUGAAACUAAUUUUGUUUGGAAUGAAUGA